Molecule: messenger RNA, 1124 nt
Organism: Cheilinus undulatus (humphead wrasse)
Lineage: Eukaryota; Metazoa; Chordata; Actinopteri; Labriformes; Labridae
Product: testis-expressed protein 264 homolog
Exons: 5
Coding region: 156-1073 (305 amino acids)
Biological process (GO): reticulophagy; protein-DNA covalent cross-linking repair
Cellular component (GO): autophagosome membrane; replication fork; endoplasmic reticulum membrane
Source: RefSeq, a predicted model, not a curated record
CCUCCUGUGGUUAAAGUUCCGUUAUGGAUAAAUAUCACCUUAAAAUAUCAAAAUUUCCUCAAAAAUGCGAGCUAACGUUUGAAAGUAUAGGUGUGUUAAGCGCUCAGAAGAGCUGACCGAAAUACCGGUCAGUUGGUCGAGUCUGUGGUCUCAGGAUGCCGGACUGGAUCAGUCUGUGUGUCAUUAGCCUGUUGUUAAGUCUAACGGCGCUGGUUUGUUACGUUCUGUACUCGGGGCUGUUGGCAGAAAUCAUCGUACUGACAGGCUCUCCUCCAAUUAGGAAAAUCACAUUUGCCUACAAAUAUAAACAGGGACCGUACAAAAACUGUGGACCACUUUUUCGGGAGGCUGCUACUCUUGGACCAAAGCUGCCAUGUAUUGGAGUUUUUUAUGAUCACCCCAACAAGGGGCCUCUAUGCCGCUAUGCUGCCGGCAGUAUUCUGAGCGAGGGACAAAACAAAGCAGACGAGGAUCUUCUGAAGAUCUACAAGUCAGCGGGCUUUAAUGUUUAUUCCUUUCCUGAAGUCACACAUGUGGUCACUACCUCAUUCCCCUACAGGACGUUUCUCUCCAUCUUCCUCAGACUAAAGGUUUACGCACCGCUGAACCACUACAUCAAGGAGAGAAGAUUGUGUGCACAUCCAUUCCUGGAGAUCUACAGAGAGGGUCGCAUCCACUUCAUAGCCCCUUUGGCUCGACAGGAAGAUUUCUACGUGCCAGAGGUCCUACGAAAAGAAAGGAGGCAAUCAGAACAAGAGGAAACUCACAGUGACUCAGAUGUCUCAGGUGCAGAAUCUAACAGUGAAUACAGCUCAGGGAGUGGAGUUCUUCUGUCAGACAGCAGAGAGACGUCCCUGGCGGCAUCCUCAGUCCGCUCUGUGCCUCUCCAGGAUCAUGAAGAGAGAGACGGCAGAGGGAGAAGCUCGGGGGGAAUCUCCCUGAAAGAGCUGGACUGGGAGCAAACUGGUGGACAGCAGGCUGAGAGAGAAGAGCUGCUUCAUGGAGACUCUGACCAGAAGAGCCCGGAGGCUCCCACGCAGGAGUGGUGGGGUGCUGUUGGAGAAGAAGAGUGAGAGUUAGAUAUUCAGCCAGUCGUUCUGUGCAGAUGCUGCAACCCUCCUCCA